Molecule: messenger RNA, 1948 nt
Organism: Anopheles funestus (African malaria mosquito)
Lineage: Eukaryota; Metazoa; Arthropoda; Insecta; Diptera; Culicidae
Product: dnaJ homolog subfamily C member 21
Exons: 3
Coding region: 138-1886 (582 amino acids)
Cellular component (GO): cytoplasm
Molecular function (GO): zinc ion binding; nucleic acid binding
Source: RefSeq, a predicted model, not a curated record
UGUUAUUUUCAUUACACGCGCUUAGCACAUCUGUCAAUCGGUUGCAACUUUCGUUCCGUUGGCAAAUUUCACCUUGGUCCGUUUCGGUUCAGCUUUUCAUAGGAAUAGUAACAGAAACUUUUGUCGUACCAGCUGAAAUGAAGUGUCACUAUGAAGUGCUCGGAAUUACGCGCACGGCAGAGGCAGACGAGAUCAAGAAAUCUUAUCGGAAGCUUGCGCUUCGCUGGCAUCCUGACAAGAACCUCGACAACGCAGAGGAGGCAAACCAACAAUUUCUUCUUGUGCAGGCGGCGUACGAUGUGCUUUCUGAUCCACAAGAAAGAGCUUGGUACGACAACCAUCGUGAGCAGAUUCUACGAGGCGGUCACACAGACUAUGAAGAUAGUUCCUUGGAUGUGUUCCAGUACUUCACCACGUCUUGCUACAAGGGCUACGGAGACGAGCCGGGAGGGUUCUAUGCGGUGUAUGCCGACAUAUUCGACAAGCUAGCCACCGAAGAGGUGGAAUUCCUCGACACUGAGGAAGAGUUCGAAACGAUACCAAAGUUUGGUAACUCGCAAUCCGAUUAUGAAACGAUCGUCCGUACAUUCUACGGUUACUGGGAAGGAUUUUGCACCAAGAAAAGCUACGCUUGGCUAAAUCCUCACAACGUGGCCGAGAUUCGCGAUCGCAGAAUCCUGAAAGCAAUCGAGAAAGAUAAUAAAAAGGUACAGCAAAAGGCGCGCAAAGAGCGGAAUGAGGAAAUUCGCAGUCUGGUGAUGUUUGUGAAGAAGCGUGACAAGCGUGUGCAUGCCUACAAGAAGCUGCUAGAGGAAAGGGCAACACAGAAUCGUUUGAAAUCGGAACAAAACAGGCUAGAGCAGAUACGUCGCAAUCAGCAGGAAAUCGAAGAACAGCAGCGCAACUCAACUAGCUUUUUCACUGAUGCGUACGAGGAACAGUUGAGAAAAUUGGAAGCUUCUUAUGCCGAAGCGUCAGAGGAAGAGUCGGACGAGGAGGGCGAGGAAACGAACGGCUUGGAAGAUGCGAUGGCCGGACUGAACGUGAGCCAGAACGAAAACGGUGAAGAAAGCUUCUACGUGGACGACUUGUACUGUGUUGCCUGCGACAAGAUGUUUAGCAAUCGUAGCUCGUACGAAAAUCACGAAUCUUCGAAAAAACACAAGCAGAACGUAGAGCUGUUGCGAAAGGAGAUGCGUAAAGAGAUGGAGGAUCAAGAAGAUAAAGAAGCAGUUUCAAAGGAACUGGAAGACGGCAACUUGUCGAAUGAGGAGCUAGAACAAGAGCAUGAAACCCGCUGCGAGGAGCAACAAGAAUCCGAUGAGAAAGCGUCGGAACAACUUCCAACAAAAACGAAGCAAAAGAAAAACAAGGGCAAAAAGAAAGCACUCAGUACUACAAUACCUGUGAUAAAAUCGUCUGACGACGAAGAAAACGAAACUACUACAGAUGGCGUUGAUAUGAUCGGUUUGCGAUUAGCGGGUCGAUCUUCAAACGCUGUCGCCAGUGAUGAUGAUGACGAUUGGACCGGCGGUGGUAAAAAAUCAAACCGAAAAGGAAAAGCGAAGGGCAAGGGUUCUGAAUCGAAUCAAAAAAACAAACAAUCUAAAAAUGCGAAAAAUGAAGUGCCGCAGGUGGAACAAGUUGCUGAACCUUCCGCGACGAAAGCUACCCAAGAGUCGAAACAGCCCAUCUCCGACGAUGAGAACGCUGGUCAGCCAACGGACAACGCAUGUGUAACGUGCAAGGAAAAGUUUAGCUCAAAAAAUAAGCUAUUUGAACAUCUCAAAAAAACCGGCCACAGUGUCUACAUUGACAAGCUGAAGGCCGCCAAAACGAAUGCAAAGAAUGCCGAGGGAUCGAAGGGUAAGCGAAAAGGAAAGUAAAGCGAAACAGUAAUCGUGUGUAUUAUGAAACUGAACCAAUAGAACCAGAUCGUUUAUAAAAG